CUACAGCCUAAAUGCAAUGGUGAUUUGCGAUAACAAGAUGCAAAUAAGGUGCGUUGAUGCUCGGUUUCCAGGCAGUAGCCACGACUCACAUGUGUGGAAUGUAAGCGCUGCGAAAACCUAUUUUGAAGAGAGAUAUCGGCAAGGAGACAAAACAACUUGGAUAUUAGGCGAUGCUGGAUAUCCAUUACAGCCCUGGUUAAUUACACCAUUCCGUUCUCCUGUGGCAGGAAGUAGAGAAAGCGCCUUCAACAAAACGCACAGUAAAGCGCGCAACAUAGUCGAGAGAGUCAUCGGCGUUUUGAAAAAUAGAUUUCGAUGCCUGCUAAGUGCUCGCCAACUACAUUAUUCGCCCCAAAAAGUGGUACAAAUAAUUAAUGUGGUAUGCGCAUUGCAUAACAUGUGCAUCCACUACAACGUAGAAGAUAAUACACCUGAUAUUAUGGAUGAUGAAUAUCAAGAUGUAAAUGAAGAGGAAGCGCCAUCAGAAUUUUCCAGAGAAGCGUCAGACAUAAGAAUGCGAAUUUUGAGAUCAUUACCUAACUAAUGAAAACAAUCCCAUAACUUUGUACUUCAUAUUUAUUUGAUAUAAAAAAUUUAAAAUAAAUUCAG
Messenger RNA from Rhagoletis zephyria (snowberry fruit fly), 609 nucleotides. Its product is annotated as putative nuclease HARBI1. NCBI's taxonomy places the organism in Eukaryota, Metazoa, Arthropoda, Insecta, Diptera, Tephritidae. The record is from RefSeq and is a predicted model, not a curated record.